UUAAUAUGAUGACUCUCGUUACUCUCAUGAAAGCAGUCUUUUAUGAAGCUUUGAAAAGCAGUUAGGAGGGAUAAAUAAAAAGCCCAUUCCUCCCUCUUUCUUAGUCGUGUCUCUUUGAAGGCUGCUUUUCUGACAGUAGGAGGUUAGCUCUGGGUCUCCAAUUGCUUUAAGCUAACAUUCAAGCCCAAACUGGAUGAAAAGAUGAAGAGUGGAAAUUGAUCUCAGAGAACUUAAUAGGUCAGGAGAACAUGCCUUUCAGAUAAAUCCUUGCAGCCUUUUUUUUUAGAAACCUGGCAGCAAAAGCUGAGGUGUGCCUCUGAAGGAAUAAUGGGCCGAACUCUGAAGAUAUUUUCUCUCCUUAAUAUACUCUGCACCUUACAUAGCACAGUAAGAGCAAACAAUUCAUCCGUAGAUGCAGCUAGGAGCCUCUUGCCAAUUUUAGACAGCCCUUCUACACAUGAGAAUGAGUUGGACAUCCACAAUCAAAACACAGAGUCCAUUCGCUUCUCAGAGGACAUUGAAAAAUUCUUAACUAGUCCAUGGGUAACUCGGUUUGUUCCUUCAGUCCACGUUAUUGUUGUUAUGUUCAGUCUUCCUUUAAACAUUAUGGCAAUCCUCGUGUUUGUGGUCAAAAUAAGGCUUAAGAAGCCAGCUACAGUCUACAUGCUCAACCUGGCUUUUGCUGACGUCCUCUUCGUGUGUGUGCUUCCUUUUAAGAUCAUCUACCACUUUUCUGGAAACAACUGGACAUUUGGACCGGAAAUGUGUCGUUUCGCCACAUCUGCCUUUCACUGCAACAUGUACUGCUCCAUCCUGCUGAUGGUGGUGAUAAGCAUUGACCGUUUCCUGGCCGUGGUGUACCCAAUGCAGUCUCUGUCAUGGCGCACACCAAGACAGGCCACUUUGACCUGCUUUGCCAUCUGGAUUAUAGCCAUAGCUGGAGUGAUUCCUCUGCUUCUCAAGGAGCAAACAGAAAGAUUCCCUCGCUUAAACAUUACCACCUGUCUUGACUCACUAGCUCUCUCUACAAUGAAUACAUUAUAUCGUUACUUUUCUGUAGUGUCUAUUUUGUUCUUUUAUAUACCAUUACUAAUUUCUGGUACCUGUUAUGUGUGCAUUAUAAAGAGACUUUCUUCAGCUGAUGUUGCUACAAAGCCAGGUAAAAAGAAGCGGGCCAUUAUCCUCUCUGUAGCUGUCUUGUCCUCUUUUAUUAUUUGUUUUGGUCCAACAAAUGUCGUGUUUAUGCUGCAAGUCUUCAGCCUUUUGCCUGAACAGCAGGUUGCAAAUCUCUUGUUUGCAUGCAUGCUUGCCACUUGUAUCACAACCAUAAGCUGUUGCAUUGACCCCUUGAUUUAUUAUUAUGCCUCUUCAGAGUGUAAAAGGCAGGUCUGGCGUCUCCUGUGCUAUAGAAAACAUUCUGAUCUGGAAAGGAGCAUUCAGUUUACAAGCAGUAAUAUAGAAACCUCAUGA
Messenger RNA from Lacerta agilis (Sand lizard), 1470 nucleotides. Its product is annotated as proteinase-activated receptor 1-like. Bases 328 to 1470 code for a protein of 380 amino acids. NCBI's taxonomy places the organism in Eukaryota, Metazoa, Chordata, Lepidosauria, Squamata, Lacertidae. Gene Ontology annotation, biological process: positive regulation of blood coagulation; positive regulation of Rho protein signal transduction; phospholipase C-activating G protein-coupled receptor signaling pathway. The record is from RefSeq and is a predicted model, not a curated record. The transcript has 2 exons. Gene Ontology annotation, molecular function: thrombin-activated receptor activity. Gene Ontology annotation, cellular component: membrane.